UCGCGGUAGUUGCGGCAGCUGAGAUCCUAGCAGAGCAGAGCAGGGAACUUGACAUGUCAACAAAACAGAUAAAUUAUCACCACACAGGCAUGUAAGGGAGUGCUGGUGUGGAAUAGUCUGACAGGUAACACCUCAGCUGGACCCAGUCCUCCUCCACCAGCAUCCUCAUCUGCGGUCUUCAUGACAACCCCUCCGCUAGUGUCACCUUUUGGCGGGCAGCCACCACCGCCUCAGCAACAGCAGCAGGCCCAGGCAGCACGUGAUGUUAACACAGCCUCGCUGUGUCGCAUUGGCCAGGAGGCAGUCCAAGACAUUGUCCUCAGGACCAUGGAGAUCUUCCAGCUCCUCAGGAACAUGCAGCUGCCUAAUGGAGUCACUUACCAUCCAAACACCCACCAGGACAGGCUGGGAAAACUCCAGGAGCACCUACGGACUCUUUCUGUGCUGUUCCGUAAGCUGCGCCUCGUCUACGACAAAUGCAAUGAAAACUGCGCGGGGAUGGACUCCAUACCUCCAGAGCAACUGAUACCCUUUGUGGAGGAUGACAGCUCAAAACACGAGGAUCGCUCAGCCGGCCAGAGCCGCCCUGCCACGGAGGAGAGGAGAGAAAUCCUGGAGGUCAACAAGAAGCUAAAGCAGAAGAACCAGCAGCUGAAGCAGAUUAUGGACCAACUCCGCAACCUCAUCUGGGAGAUCAACUCCAUGCUGGCCGUCAGGAGCUGAGCCACACAUGCACAUUCAUAUAAAAAACACACACACACACACUCAUACAUAUACUAAUGGACAGGAAGAUACGGUCAUUAAAUGGACGUGUGACAGGGUACCACAGACUGGCUGAGACUGCACUUUACAGAAGAAAUAGGGACUUAGAAAUGGGGACUUUGGCAAUAUGAACCCAUAUCCUGAAGAAGACGUGAAAGAGUAGAAGGAAAAACGAGAGGAGAGAAAUGAAGAAGAAAGGGCUUGACAGCACAGGGAGGUGAGGGGAUACCCAAUAAAACACUGGGAGGAGGGAGGGUGCUGAUGACAUCAGCGUGGGUGAUGGCAGAAAAUAUUCUGUCUACCUCGAUAUUCUACAUUUUAAUCAGCAUUAUGACAUGACUCUUCAUGAUAUAUCAACUCUGAAGAGUUGAUAUAACAUGUUUUAUCUAUUGGUAGGCACUAGCUCAUUAGAGGGUUUAUGCCUGUAUAGACACAUUGAUAUAUUCUAUUUAAUCCUCAAAUUAUUGUUACUUUCAUAGUAUUAGAAUAAAGUCCUAAAUUUAAAUGACAAAGACACUGUGGCAAAAUUAUGAGUCGUAUUCUUCUUAUAUUGAUCGGACUUUUCUAUGUGAUGUAAUAUAUAAAGUCACCAAUGUUAAUUUUAAUGUUCUACUCUGAUUUGACUUGACCUGUCAUCAUGAUGCCUUCUUAAGGGUUCUGCUGAACUAUAAAUCUUGCUGUGAUUUUUGAAAAAAAAAUCAAUGCUGUUGUGUGCUGUAAUUUUUGUUCAUCGGUGUAUAUGUGUGUAUUCAUCAAGCAUCUUAGAAUCACCCCAAGUAAUCGCGCUAAAAGUGAAUCUAGGACUAGAAACGCUCGGAGCAGUUUUAUGACACGCUGAGCUGCAAAGUAAACAUUUUAAUGACA
Micropterus salmoides (largemouth bass) is the source of this 1626-nucleotide messenger RNA. It is a transcript of the gene med30, whose product is annotated as mediator complex subunit 30. Gene Ontology annotation, cellular component: mediator complex. The record is from RefSeq and is a predicted model, not a curated record. Gene Ontology annotation, molecular function: transcription coregulator activity. Bases 181 to 723 code for a protein of 180 amino acids. Gene Ontology annotation, biological process: positive regulation of DNA-templated transcription. The transcript is spliced from 5 exons. Lineage: Eukaryota; Metazoa; Chordata; Actinopteri; Centrarchiformes; Centrarchidae.